AUGGCUACAUCUCUCUUCGGAGAAUGGAUUCGAUUGUGGUACAUUGUGAACUUAUUCGUCCUCAUUCCUGACUGGCUUUACGUUGUCCUGCGACCAAGAACUUUCGAAGACGGGGAUCUAGGAUGGCUGUGCAAGAUCUUCAAUGUCUACGCCAAAAUCGACACACUGUUCCUUGACGAAAGUGACAAGUUUUUGAAAUUCACGUAUUUCCUUGGUGGCAUUGACAUUCUACUCUGCCUCUAUCUCACAAUAUCAUUCAAUACCCAAAAAACUCAAGCUUCUUUCGCUGUCCUGGCCAUUUGCCGAGCCACGUCUGUCUGCACAAAGACUUUGCUCUAUAUGAUAUAUUCGUAUGAUUUUAUCCUUCCACAAUGGCGUCUUGCUAUUUACCUUCUGUUUUCACCUUUUUGCCUGUUCCCGCUGGCUGUCAUCUUAAACGUGUCCACUCGGCUUACUUCGGUCCUCAAGUCAAAACAAGUGUAA
Molecule: messenger RNA, 483 nt
Organism: Chondrus crispus (carragheen)
Lineage: Eukaryota; Rhodophyta; Florideophyceae; Gigartinales; Gigartinaceae
Exons: 1
Coding region: 1-483 (160 amino acids)
Source: RefSeq, a predicted model, not a curated record